AUGGCACAACGACCAUCGGCAAUGAUGGGACCAGGAGGGGCAGGGCGUCAGUCGAUGUAUCCGCAGCCCAACAAUCCGGCCAACAUCAUGUUUGGCGGUCCCUCAUCGUCGGCAAACCAGGCGCGUCUUAUCUCGAAGCAAGCUGAGCUGGAGGGUUUGCGUGCAUUAAAGGAUCAGUCGGCGCGGAUGGUCAAGGAGCUCGAAAGAUUGGCCGAGAAGGUCGACAUCAUGGCGGAUGGUGGCGACUCAAUCGCAUCGGUCAUGGGAUCGUGGCAAGGCGUCUUCCGCGCCAUUCAGAUCGCUCGAGCUUCGACUGUCUUCACAAACCCCUCCGCAACCGACGCCAACUCGAGCGCAGACACGUCCACCGAGGAAGACGAUGACCUCUACACCUACGGUCCUGCCUCGACAAGCAAACCGGCGCUCAUCGACACCAUGGUCAGGCUGCCGCUGGACUUGGACGGCGCCAUCUCUCGAUCCAAGGACGACAGUGCCGCCGACUCUUCGGCCUCUGUUUCGCAGUGA
Messenger RNA from Sporisorium graminicola, 525 nucleotides. RefSeq lists its product as uncharacterized. The record is from RefSeq and is a predicted model, not a curated record. Lineage: Eukaryota; Fungi; Basidiomycota; Ustilaginomycetes; Ustilaginales; Ustilaginaceae. The coding region runs from base 1 to 525 and encodes 174 amino acids. Gene Ontology annotation, biological process: mitotic cell cycle; attachment of spindle microtubules to kinetochore. The transcript has 3 exons. Gene Ontology annotation, cellular component: mitotic spindle midzone; mitotic spindle; mitotic spindle pole body.